Messenger RNA from Morus notabilis, 1885 nucleotides. RefSeq names its product protein IQ-DOMAIN 14. The record is from RefSeq and is a predicted model, not a curated record. The transcript is spliced from 4 exons. Bases 220 to 1623 code for a protein of 467 amino acids. Gene Ontology annotation, molecular function: protein binding. NCBI's taxonomy places the organism in Eukaryota, Viridiplantae, Streptophyta, Magnoliopsida, Rosales, Moraceae.
AAAGAAAGACUAGAGCGUGAGCUACGGCUCCCUCAAUAGCGCGUCCUUAAAAUUCCCUAAAUCCGAACUCUGCUAGUUUCUGACUACAUAAUACAUAUUAAACUUCUCCCUCUCUCCAUCAGUUCCGACACUCAUUUCUUUAGUUGAAUUCACAUGCCGUGCCUCGCCGGAACCACUUCUCUCUUAUAGCUCAGCGGGCCAUUUCCCCAGCAAUGAGACAUGGGCUUUCUCCGGCGACUCUUCGGCCCCAAAAGGCCCACCACUUCGCCGCCGGUUAAGGACAAGAAGAGGUGGGGUAAGGGUUCCUCCAAGGACAAGGCCCAAGUCCCAAAUAACUCCGACGCUCACGCCUCCGAUAUUCCGUACCCCGGCGCCGCCUUGGACGCCAACAAGCAUGCGAUAGCCGUAGCCGCCGCGACAGCUGCUGUAGCUGAAGCCGCUCUCGCGGCGGCUCAUGCGGCUGCCGAGGUUGUGCGGCUGACGAAUAGCGGCGGUGCUGGGAGCUCUUCCGUCGCUGCGCAUGUUAGCAGGAACCGCCACGUGGCGGCCAUUAAGAUUCAAUCGGCUUUCCGUGGAUAUCUGGCUAGAAGAGCCUUGAGGGCACUUAAAGCAUUGGUGAAGCUUCAAGCAUUGGUUAGAGGCCACAUUGUGAGAAAACAAACAUCGGACAUGCUCCGGCGGAUGCAGACACUUGUGCGAGUCCAAGCCCGAGCGCGUGCAAAUCGCACCCACGUGUCGGAACCCCUGCAUUCUUUCAGCAAAUCCUCCCUUCCAAAACACCCCUUCCCUGAAAAUCCUGACAAAAAUAGGCAUCAACAACGUGCUUAUAGUAGCAAAUAUGAUGGUCCCUCUAUUCUUAAGAGGUGUGGUUCGAAUUCAAACUUCAGGGAUGUUGUGAACCUUGACAAAACACGGACGGGAUCGAAUUGGUUAGAUCGUUGGAUGGAGGAAAGUGUAUGGAACAACUGCCAAGGCUCUUCAAUGAGAUAUGGGCCUAGCCAUGCCGAUGAUGAAAAAAAUGACAAGAUCCUCGAAGUCGAUACUUGGAAGCCUCACUUGGAUUCCCAACGAAGCACUCGAACGUUCCAAAUGCCAAGACAUGUUUUGGCUUCAGAAUAUCAGAACAGGAGCUUUGCAGCAUUUGACUCCCCAUCAAAGCGCUCGAUAAAAGCUCCAAAUCCAGAACCAAAUAUGUCCUCGAUCAAAGCCUUCUCAUUGAACCAUUUCAAACAUCCUAUAGAAAAGGAUGAAGGAGAUGGGAGGACAGCUGGAAACAGUCCACAAACAUUUUCUGCCUCGUCAAGACCUGGUAGCAGUAGUGCAAGAAGAGGUCCCUUCACACCGGCAAAGACUGAGCGCUCAUGGGGCUACUUCAGUGGGUACUCAGGCCAUCCAAACUACAUGGCUAACACGGAGUCAUCCAGGGCUAAGGUCAGGUCACAGAGUGCCCCGAGACAGAGGCUCGAGUUCGAGAAAUAUGGCACAACCAAAAGGUCUGCUCAAGAAUAUUGGGAUGGAUGGACACAUUCGGAUACGAAUACUAUCCUGGAUGCUAAUUCAAGGAGAAGUGCUUAUCCGUCCUUUAACCACAUGGAUAAGUUUGGGAGUGCUAGCUUAAGAUAAUUGUGUUUUUACUUUCUUUCUUUUUUUUUUUCCUUUAUUUUACUGUGGGGAAGCAGUUUUAGGAGUUUGCUCAGAGUGCUGACUGUGAGCUUUGACAGUGUGGAUAGGAUAGUCAAACAGGAUGUUCAUCUAUUCGACUUUGUUCAAGUGUAAGUUUUGUUGUGUUUUUGUGGAAGUGUUCCUAACAUUAAAGAAUUACUAUUCUUGUGAUGGCCUAUUGCUUUUAAUUCGUAUUUCUCUGCCUUUCCUAAAGGCAUCUUUA